Molecule: messenger RNA, 1125 nt
Organism: Miscanthus lutarioriparius
Lineage: Eukaryota; Viridiplantae; Streptophyta; Magnoliopsida; Poales; Poaceae
Source: the annotation of a GenBank genome assembly
AUGACGGCAGCGGCGGCGGAGGCCGUGUCGCGCCGCCUGGGCGCGGCUGUGCGUGACCUCUCGGGUUCGUGGUACGGGCGCCACAUGGCCGCAGCCGAGCGCGCCAUCCGCGCGCGCCUGCCCCUCGUCGACCUCGUCCUCGAGGUCCGCGACGCACGCGUGCCCGACUCCUCGUCGUUCGAGCCUCUCCGCCGCCGCCGCGGGCCUCUGGAGCCAGACCGCCGCCGGGUCGUCCUUCUUAACAAGGCGGACCUGGCAGACCCGUCCGAGACCGAGGAGUGGGUGGCCUACAUCAAGAAGCAGACGAGCUGCCCUUGCGUCGCGGUAAAUUCUCACAGCAGGGAAAGCAUCAAGGAGCUAUUGAAUGUUGUGCAAACAAGAAUCAGGGAGAUCAAGCAUGGCGAGAACAAUUGCACGGGAACUGCCCUCCUGGUCGGGAUUCCAAACGUUGGGAAAUCGGCCAUCGUUAACGCGAUGCAUCAAAUUGGGAGGAUUGCGGCAGCAGAGAAGGGAAAGCUGAAGCAUGCGAUUGUGAGCAGCCAUCCUGGAGAAACUAGAGACAUAAGUGGAUACAAGGUUGCUAGUCAUCCAAAUAUAUACGUGUUGGACACUCCUGGUGUGCUGUCGCCUAGAUUUAAAGAUGAUGGUUCUGGCCCCAGACUAGCCUUGACAGGGGCUAUCAAGGACUCCUUGUUAGAGGAUUAUGAUAUCGUACAGUUUCUUCUUGCAAUUGUGAACUCAGGGAAGGAAUAUAGGAAGUGGGACAAGUUGAAUAAAGCAGGAGAUACCUUUUCUUGUGGCAACACAAUUACGUCCAGGGGCCACAACAAUAAAGGGCAACAUGCUUCAGAUCACACUCAGGAUUUCUUCGUGAAAGCAGUCCGCCAAGUGCUUUUUGAGACUGUAUCUCGUUUUAAUGGGGAUCUGGGACACGUGGAUGAGUUAAGAAGAUUGAUAGGCCACCAACUUGUAAACUUGCAGGAGGUUUUCAAAGUCUCCACUGAAUCAAGCGAGGAUAUGUGUAAACCUAUAGCUUUGAAACUACUCAAUCUGUAUCGGACAGGAAGGCUUGGCCAUUAUACCUUAGAAAAUGUCCCAGAUGUUAGGCAGGAAGUUGUUGCAUAA